Molecule: messenger RNA, 732 nt
Organism: Cariama cristata (Red-legged seriema)
Lineage: Eukaryota; Metazoa; Chordata; Aves; Cariamiformes; Cariamidae
Product: DDB1- and CUL4-associated factor 5-like
Exons: 6
Biological process (GO): negative regulation of fatty acid biosynthetic process
Cellular component (GO): cytoplasm; Cul4-RING E3 ubiquitin ligase complex
Molecular function (GO): protein binding
Source: RefSeq, a predicted model, not a curated record
GAGGGGAUGACCGCCGGGUCUUACUUUGGCAUAUGGAAGAAGCCAUCCACUCAAGAGUCAAACCAGUUCAGCUGAAAGGGGAGCAUCACUCUAAUAUCUUCUGCCUAGCUUUCAACAGUGGCAAUACAAAAGUGUUCUCAGGAGGCAAUGAUGAGCAAGUUAUACUCCAUGAUGUUGAAAGCACUGAGACCUUAGAUGUGUUUGCCCAUGAAGAUGCAGUGUACGGCCUUUCGGUGAGCCCAGUAAAUGACAAUAUCUUUGCCAGUUCAUCAGAUGAUGGCCGGGUUCUUAUUUGGGACAUCCGAGAGUCUUCCCAUGGAGAGCCCUUCUGCUUGGCACACUAUCCGUCAGCCUUUCACAGUGUGAUGUUUAAUCCAGUAGAACCCAGAUUACUGGCGACUGCCAACUCUAAAGAAGGUGUGGGACUCUGGGAUAUUCGUAAACCUCAGAGUUCGCUGCUCCGCUAUGGUGGAAACCUCUCCCUUCAGAGUGCCAUGAGUGUCCGGUUCAAUAGCAAUGGAACCCAGCUGCUGGCACUGCGUCGGCGCCUUCCCCCGGUCCUCUAUGACAUCCACUGCCGGCUGCCUGUCUUCCAGUUUGACAACCAAGGGUACUUCAACUCAUGUACUAUGAAGAGCUGCUGUUUUGCAGGUGAUCGUGAUCAGUACAUCCUUUCGGGCUCUGAUGACUUCAAUUUGUAUAUGUGGAGGAUUCCUCCAGAUCCAGAAGCAG